Molecule: messenger RNA, 3048 nt
Organism: Saccharomyces kudriavzevii IFO 1802
Lineage: Eukaryota; Fungi; Ascomycota; Saccharomycetes; Saccharomycetales; Saccharomycetaceae
Gene: MSH3
Product: mismatch repair protein MSH3
Exons: 1
Coding region: 1-3048 (1015 amino acids)
Biological process (GO): mismatch repair
Cellular component (GO): nucleus; MutSalpha complex
Molecular function (GO): mismatched DNA binding; ATP-dependent DNA damage sensor activity; ATP binding
Source: RefSeq, a predicted model, not a curated record
AUGGCAGGACAACCCACGAUAAGCAGGUUUUUCAAGAAAGCUAAUCCGCCAGGGCCGCCGCAGGAGCAAGGACAAGAGAUUGCGGUUGGAAAUGACGCUGGUAGUGAAUCCAUUUGCCUUGACACUGAUGAAGAGGAUACAGCGGAGACACAGUCCUCAACUGCAACUUCAACGUUGCUUGACGAUGACGUUUCUAUCAAGAAAUUGCCAAGCACUGGGGAGACAAUUUGUACUCCAACGAAAUCUAGUGAUAUUGACUUCGCCAGCAAAAUGGAUAGAAUUAUGAAAAGAGGAGCUGAUGUGGAUACACAGUCUGAUGAAAAUGACAGAGAGAAUUUGGAAGUAUCUUUUAAAAAAAGAGUCCAAAGAAAACCUAUAGCAAAACUCACGCCCUUGGAUCAACAGGUGAAGGACCUAAAAAUGUAUCAUACUGAUAAAGUGCUUGUCAUUAGGGUUGGAUAUAAAUAUAAAUGUUUUGCGGAGGACGCAAUAACUGUGAGCAGGAUAUUGCAUAUUAAGCUGGUGCCUGGUAAACUGACUAUUGAUGAGUCGAACCCUCAGGAUGCUAGUCAUAGGCAGUUUGCGUAUUGCUCUUUCCCAGAUGUUAGAUUAAACGUUCAUCUGGAAAGACUUGUACAUCAUAAUUUGAAAGUGGCCGUGGUGGAACAAGCAGAAACAAGUGCCAUCAAGAAACAUGAUGCAGCUGCCAAUAAGUCUAGUGUUUUUGAAAGAAAGAUUUCUAACGUUUUUACCAAAGCUACUUUUGGUGUCAACUCUAAUUUUGUUCUUAAGGGUAAGCGCAUUCUUGGUGAUACAAGCAGUAUAUGGGCUCUGUCUCGUAUCUUGUAUCAAGAAAAGAUGGCCAACUAUUCUUUGAUUUCCGUUAAUUUAAAUAGUGGAGAGGUCGUGUAUGAUGAAUUUGAAGAACUUAAUCACGCCACUGAGAAGCUGCAAGCACGAAUCAAAUAUCUCCAACCCAUAGAAGUAUUGGUAGAUACAGAGAAUCUACCAUCCCAUGUAGAGAAACUAUUCAAGGGUAUUUCAUGUAAUUUACUCCACAAGAAUAUGCCGGAUCUGCAAGAGGAUGUGGUUCUUUCAAUAGAAGUGAUGAAUGAUAAAUUAAGAUUAUCACCAUCACUCAUACCGCUGAUUCACAAAUUGUAUUCACAUAUGAUUGAGUACAACAAUGAGCAGGUGAUGUUGAUCCCCUCCAUUUAUGCACCCUUUGCAUCAAAAAUACACAUGUUACUAGAUCCUAAUACCUUACAGAGUCUUGAUAUUUUCACUCAUGGUGGUGGUAAGGGAUCUUUAUUUUGGUUAAUGGACCAUACAAGGACAUCAUUUGGUUUCAGAAUGUUAAGGAAAUGGAUUUUUAAUCCUUUGACAGAUGUAGACAAAAUUGAGGAACGACUUGAUGCGAUUGAAUGUAUUACAUCUGAAAUCAACAAUAAUAUUUUUUUUGAGUCACUGAAUCAAAUGCUAAGUCAUACCCCAGACUUGCUGAGGACCUUAAAUCGUAUAAUGUAUGGUACAACUUCUAGAAAGGAAGUUUACUUUUAUCUAAAGCAAAUAACGUCAUUCGUUGAGCACUUCAAGGUGCAUCAGUCGUAUCUAUCGGAACAGUUUAAAUCAUCCGAAGGAAGGAUAUGCAAAAAAUCGUUGCUACUUUUCAAAUUAUUCAGUGAAUUGAAUCAACUACUUUCUAGCACUCAAUUGCCUUAUUUUCUCACCAUGAUCAAUGUUUCGGCAGUAAUGGAAAAAAACCCAGACAGGCAAAUUAUGGAUUUUUUCAAUCUAAACAAUUAUGAUCAUUCAGAGGGCAUUAUAAGCAUCCAAAGGGACAGUGAACUGGUACGAACACAGCUAAAGGAGGAAUUGAUACAGAUACGAAAAUAUCUUAAGCGUCCUCAUUUGAAUUUCAGAGACGAGGUAGAUUAUUUAAUUGAAGUUAAGAAUUCGCAAAUUAAGGAUUUGCCGGAUGAUUGGAUAAAAGUCAACAAUACGAAGAUGGUUAGCAGAUUUUCUACACCAAUGACUCAAAAAUUGACGCAACAGCUGCAAUAUCAUAAGGACCUGUUAAUGCGUGAAUCUGAACUGCAGUAUAAAACAUUUUUGAACAAAAUUACGGCAGAAUAUACAGAACUUCGUAAAAUUACACUAAAUUUAGCGCAGUACGAUUGUAUUUUAUCACUAGCAGCCACAUCGUGCAAUGUUAAUUACGUCAGACCAACUUUUGUGAACGACCAACAAGCGAUAAUCGCGAAGAACGCAAGAAAUCCAAUCAUUGAGUCAUUAGAUGUCCAGUAUGUACCGAAUGAUAUUAUGAUGUCUCCAGAACAUGGCAGAAUCAGUAUUAUAACGGGACCAAACAUGGGUGGGAAAUCCUCUUAUAUCAGGCAAGUAGCGCUACUAACCAUAAUGGCACAGAUUGGUUCAUUUGUCCCUGCGGAAGAAAUAAGAUUAAGCAUAUUUGAAAAUGUGUUGACCAGAAUUGGUGCACAUGACGAUAUUUUGAAUGGUGAUUCCACAUUUAAGGUGGAAAUGCUUGACAUUUUGUACAUUUUGAAGAAUUGUAAUGGGCGAUCGUUACUAUUACUAGAUGAAGUUGGAAGAGGUACCGGGACGCAUGAUGGUAUAGCGAUAUCCUAUGCAUUGAUAAAGUACUUUUCUGACUUAAAUAAUUGUCCCUUGAUAUUAUUCACAACUCAUUUUCCCAUGUUAGGAGAAAUUAAAUCACCAUUGAUUAGAAAUUAUCAUAUGGAUUACGUGGAAGAACAAAAGUCCGGCGAAAACUGGAUGAGUGUCAUUUUUUUGUAUAAAUUGAAAAAAGGAUUAACUUAUAAUAGCUACGGGAUGAACGUAGCGAAAUUGGCUCGCUUGGAUAAAGAUAUUAUAAAUCGGGCGUUUAUUAUCUCUGAAGAAUUGCAGAAAGAAGCUGCCAACGGUGAAGAACUCAAAUUGUUCAGUCGUUUGAAAAGAAUAAUAAAAAACGAUGAUAUGACAGCAACAGAUAAACUUGUGAAUUUUUUAUCUUUGAAUACUCACUGA